This is a messenger RNA of Balearica regulorum gibbericeps (East African grey crowned-crane), 1661 nucleotides long. The record is from RefSeq and is a predicted model, not a curated record. Lineage: Eukaryota; Metazoa; Chordata; Aves; Gruiformes; Gruidae.
UGCCUCAACAUGUAUGGCGGAUAAAUUUGGAUACUCCAGAGGAAGCUCAUCAGAAUCUCUCCUUUGGCACUGCGGAUCGCUGGUGGGAGCAGACAGAUCUGACCAAGCUGAUACUCGCCUCAAACAAACUGCAGUGUCUUUCAGAGGAUGUCAAACUUCUGCCUGCGCUCACCGUUCUGGAUGUACAUGAUAAUCAGCUGACAUCUCUUCCUUCUGCUUUAGGACAAUUAGAAAAUCUUCAGAAACUCGAUGUCAGCCACAAUAAACUGAAAAGCAUCCCAGAAGAGCUGCUGCAGUUGUCACAUUUGAAGAGCCUUCUUCUUCAUCACAACGAGCUGAGCCACUUGCCCGAUGGAUUUGGACAGCUUGUCAAUUUAGAAGAAUUAGAUCUGUCCAACAACCAUCUCACAGACAUUCCAACAAGUUUUGCUUUGCUCAUUAACUUAGUGCGACUCAAUUUGGCUUGUAAUCAACUCAAGAACCUGCCUGCAGAUAUCAGUGCAAUGAAAAGCUUAAGACAACUGGAUUGCACUAAAAACUACCUGGAAACUGUACCUUCCAAAUUAGCGACUAUGGCAUCUUUGGAACAACUUUAUCUGAGAAAAAAUAAAUUGCGUUCCUUACCGGAUUUUCCCUCAUGCAAAUUACUGAAGGAAUUACAUGCUGGUGAAAAUCAGAUCGAAAUACUAAAUGCAGAGAAUCUGAAGCAUCUGAAUUCCCUCUCUGUAUUGGAACUUAGAGACAACAAGAUAAAAUCAGUUCCUGAUGAAAUUACUUUGCUUCAGAAGUUGGAGAGACUUGACCUCGCCAACAAUGAUAUCAGUAGAUUGCCUUAUACAUUGGGGAAUCUUCCUCAGUUGAAAUUCCUGGCAUUAGAGGGAAAUCCUUUGAGAACCAUUCGAAGAGACCUUCUGCAAAAAGGCACCCAGGAACUUCUGAAAUACCUAAGAAGCAAAAUCCAAGAUGAUGUAACCAGCCCAAAUGAAGAGCCUCCUGUGACAGCCAUGACUCUUCCAAGCGAGUCAAGGAUUAACAUGCACGCCAUAACCUCACUAAAAUUAUUGGAAUAUAGUGAGAAACAGGCAGCUGUGAUUCCUGAUGACGUGUUUAAUGCAGUCAGAAGCAAUCCUGUUGCCACUGUCAACUUCAGCAAAAAUCAGCUGAAGGAAGUUCCUCCGAGGAUUGUGGAGCUGAAAGACUCAGUCUGUGAUGUCAACCUUGGCUUCAAUAAAAUCUCAUCUAUUUCCUUGGAGCUUUGCAUGCUCCAUAAAUUGACACAUUUGGAUAUCAGAAAUAAUUUUUUGACAUCUUUACCUGAAGAAAUGGAGGCACUGACAAGACUGCAAACAAUAAAUCUUUCUUUUAAUAGGUUUAAAGUAUUUCCCAGCGUCCUUUAUCGCAUCCUAGCACUGGAGACGAUCCUGCUCAGUAACAAUCAGGUUGGGUCUGUAGACCCACUGCAGCUAAAGAAGAUGGAGAACCUUGGAACGCUGGACCUUCAGAACAAUGACCUCCUCCAGGUGCCACCAGAACUUGGGAACUGUGAAACUCUGAGGACACUUCUGUUAGAAGGAAAUCCGUUCCGCACUCCCCGGGCGGCCGUUCUGGCAAAGGGCACAGCCGCAGUGCUGGAGUAUCUGCGGAGCCGAAUCCCUGCUUGA